Molecule: messenger RNA, 4907 nt
Organism: Galendromus occidentalis (western predatory mite)
Lineage: Eukaryota; Metazoa; Arthropoda; Arachnida; Mesostigmata; Phytoseiidae
Gene: Iml1
Product: GATOR complex protein Iml1
Exons: 13
Coding region: 493-4878 (1461 amino acids)
Biological process (GO): cellular response to amino acid starvation; negative regulation of TORC1 signaling; positive regulation of autophagy
Cellular component (GO): GATOR1 complex; lysosomal membrane
Molecular function (GO): GTPase activator activity
Source: RefSeq, a predicted model, not a curated record
GCAUAUGACUCUGGAACUGACGGCAUGAUGGUCUACGCUUUCCAUCAUUCCUCGUGAUGCUUUCGGCGUUGGAAGACACGAGAUGACGUUCGUUUUGGGGAACGCUCUCUGGAUUUUUCCCCGUCGCGAUCUACAGCCGACGUUGUGGCCGGACUGAUCGGAAUAGUCGGGAGGACCAAGCCGGACACAUGUCCGAAGAACAAUUCCUCCGUGCGGACUCGGAGAACUGUUUUGGGUGGUGUGAAAAGACCUGAUCUGUACGGAACGUGAACGUUUCGAAGUUUGAGCUGCCUCGGCAAAUUCGAGAAUACUCGAAUCGGGCGACUUCCGCCAAAGUUUUCGACUCCGGCAACGCUCAAUUCACCCGACGUUGGACAUAAGCCGGCAGCAAGUAUCGCUGCCGCUCGUGAUAAAGUUCCUAGUCGACCAUUGCGUGCUCGGAGAUCUCUGGGAUUCUCUCACCGUCAAUCAGACAAGAGAAAAAAGAAGGAAAUGCCUCUGGGUUCGUGUCGCUUGCGUGUCGCGUCGCUGGGGAAGGGCGACGGCGGCGCCAUGGUCAAUCUGAAGGAUCUCCCCGAAGCAAGGAAAGGCUCGAUGAUAGAGGUGUCACUCAACGAUUCAUCGCAACGCGUUCAGAAGAUUGUAGUUCAGCUCUCGGGCUUCAGGGAUGAUUCACGGUACAACAUUUGGCUGGACCCGAACGCCCUGAACGUUUUCCAGCUGAAACCGUAUUCGGAAGUUAUCGUGUCGCUUGUGAAAUCAUCCGAUGUCGUUUUGGACAGCGUCGAGCUUGUUUUCAAGGACCAGUACCUCACUCGGAGCGAUAUGUGGAGACUGGCGCAAAGCAUCAUCGACACCGGAGUUUAUCUCAAAAAAGAGAUCAAGUUCUACACUUCCAAAUGCGACGUCUUCGAAAUGUGGUCGAAAGGUGAUCGACUCGGCUCAGGUCUCGCGAAUAAAGACACGAAAGUCGUGUUCCGUUCCGCUACCGGGAUGGUGGUUAUCUUCAUCCAGAUGUCGGCUGAAAUGUGGCAAUUCGACAUUCACGGAGACCUCUACUUCGAAAAAGCCAUCGACGGAUUUCUGCUUGAUCUCACUCGCAAAUGGAAGAAUUUCGGUUGCAACCACGACGUGACGAUCGUCCUGUUCUCGAGAACGAUCUACGAAGCCGACUCGUGGGAUCAGAUACCGAAAGAGGUCCGACACUGUAUUCAGCGAGAUCAGAGAGGACGGUUCUACGAAGACGUUUAUAGGGUUGCCAUUCAGAACGAACGCUUGGAUGACUGGACUUCAACCCUCCGUCUUCUGAAAACCUACUUCUCCGAAUACCAGGACUCGGUCGUCAAGAAACACAAAUCGGUGCCGAAUAUGCCCAACGCGUACAACAGUAACGCAGCGCAAGGGAACUUUCUUCAAGUAUUGAAUUUAUCGAUGAACGUGUUUGAGAAACAUUUCACUGAUCGGAGUUUUGACCGAACCGGUCAAUUGAGCGUUGUUGUGACUCCGGGAGUGGGAGUUUUCGAAGUCGAACGGGACCUGAUGGAUUUAACCAAGCAGCGGAUGAUCGAUAACGGAAUCGCCUCGGACCUCGUCUGUCUCGGCGAACAACCGCUUCAUGUGGUCCCGCUGUACAGAGUUUUCGGUGAGUUCCGAUUCCCUGGUGACGAGUACAACAUCCCUCACUGGAUUAAUUUAUCGUUUUAUACGUCAAGUAAAGUCAUAUCUUAUUCGGCGUUUGUGCCUCGAAUCAAACUGCCCACUCCCGACGGCUCUCCAAUGCGCGGACCGCUUUCCGCUCAGCUGGCGAGGUCGAAACGUCUAAUGACCCCUACCUACGACGGCACCGACGCGAUGCUCAGUCCCAGUGAUCCAAAUGCUCAAUCAGAUUAUGAAGCCUACGAGGCUUACGAUGCUCACGUCUUGAAGAAACCAGUCCUCCUGGCUCAACAGAGAGCUCGUGAAAAAAUCGCCGAAGCUCCGGUGCGUCGGAAAAGCCAAGUUCAUCCCCAUCGAGAGCGUGAAUCGUCCAUGUCUUCGGCAUCGUCACCAUCCAUGGCAUCUUCGAAACCGGAAUACAUAGGUCCCUUCGGCAGUCCAACAAUGCUCACCGGUUCUCCACGGUCGAUGGACUUCACCGACGGAGCGUCCCCGACAAUGGGCCGCGGGAUGAUGGCAGGCUCCGUCGACAGCUCGGUGGAAUACUUCAAGAGUCUCCAAAGGGGUCAGCAACCGAAGGAGCCCGAGAAGCCCAAACCUCUUGUGAAUCCUUUCAACUUGACCGGCGUGACCAUGAAGCUGACUUCGAACAGACGCCGAUGGACCCACGCGUUCCCAAUCGGACCUUCCGGAUCGUUUGUGCAGCAGCAUCACUUCCAGACCAAUUUAGCCUCUAAGCCCUCGAACGUGCCAAACCAUUACCGAGGUGGUCACGACGUCCCUGACAGCACCGGCUUGACAGGUUGGGGUCCUACGGGAGAACAAGAAUGGACCCCGGCGCUCACGACCGGAGUCGACUGGAAAUCUCUCGUGAUUCCGGCUUGUCUCCCACUGACAACCGACUAUUUUCCGGAUCCUCAUACACUCGUCGACGACUUCACUCUUUCCGACUAUCGUUUACUACCUGAGGAUAUCCCGCAUGUUUUCGGAAGUUCCCAAGUCCCGCGAGAGGUCCAAUCUGUUUAUCAAGAGCUCAUCUGUCAACGGCUCCAACAGGGUUUCCAAAUCGUGACUCUGCCUCCACACCAUCCGUACCGCGCGAGCAAAUCUUCGGCGUCAAGUGCCUUCCCUCUUUCUAGUACGGACAAGCGAAAAAUUUCCGGAUCCUCUUACCAAGAAGACGAAUCGGAGGAAUGUCUCAUGAGCAUCGGUGCCAUAUUCCAUUCGGUACAGCUACAUACGAGCGAAAUAGGAAUCAAGCAGUACAAGCCUCGUCAGGCCAGCCCCGAGAUGGAAUCGAUUCCGUACAGAUACCAGUUCACGUCACCGGGCAACGAAGAUUACACCCUCUUGGCCAGAGCUGUCUUCCACGCUGAACGGCUCGAGACCUUCAAUUGGAACUAUCUGGAUCAUUAUAUCUGUGGAGAACGAGAAUACUUCCUGCACAAAACCAAUAAAUUCUGGCGCUUCCGGAUGCUUCUGCUUCCCGGUUCGCCAGAAGCGAUCAAGAGCAUUCAAGAGUCCGGUAAGGUGAGCAUUUACUCGGACGAGGAAAAAAACUUCUAUCCGGACGAAACCGCGCAGCGUGAGGGAGUUCUCAAAUUCAUAGAAAUCCUCAACAAAAUCAAACCGACGACCAACGUAAUGAAGAGUCUUGUGAGCCCUGCCAGCAAAGCUGGUCUGAGACGAAGCAGCUUCGGUCAAGUGUAUUCGUUGUUGCAGAGCACGCAUACUCCGGCCUCCCACACACAUCAGCAGAAUCUUGGUUCGGUUCGCGAAAGAAGCGAAUCGAUGGCCGACAAGCCUUCUCGACGACUGAGGGAAAAUCCGCCACACCUCAACAGCGAUAAGUCGGCGUCGUCUACGUCUCUCGAGGAUACUUUCACGUCGAGCGUGCAUCUGAGCGAUGAGGUGAUGCACUCUCCCGGACACCUCAACCGAGGGAGCGCAUCUGACGAAAUCGCCCUGGCCAUGAGGUCAUCGAUGGAUUUCGUUCCGAAAGAUAAGGACAGGUCGGUUCGACAAUCGAACAACUUCCCACCGUUCGCGUUUAUGGGACUCGAUGCCGCUUCCUGGCUGCGCGCGAAUGUCGUCGAUGUACGAAGCGACAAAGACGUCUAUGCUCUCAUGAUGAGGCUGAUGAGGGAUCGCGUCGUUGUCCAGAUCACUAGAGAGGAUCGGGACGACUUCGUGUUCGGUUCUCAUUUAUAUUAUCUGCGGGACAUAUGCGCCGAUCCGCAUCUCCAUCACCGAACACAUCACGCCGACUACCAUGAGCUGGCCGAAGAAUGGGUGGAAGUCGAGUUCACAAAGAGGGAGAGACGGGAAAUGAAGUGGAAACAUUUUUCUAUUUUUGAGUCGGCUCGCUGCUCCUCGGUUUCCCAAGAGCUUCAAUACUCGAAAUCUUCCAGGCUCCGGUUCAAGAGAUCGUACAUGAACAUCGACGCAGGAAAAUCCGACAGACCGGAAUGGGGCCAAGCUCUGUACCACUCGUUCUUCCAGCCCGGGACCGCGUUCGAGUUGGACGUGGAGUGGGUAGUCGCAACUGGGAACAUCGUCGCGGAAAUGGUCCUGAAUUGGGCGCGAAAAGCUACAUCGUUCGGCCUGCAACUAGUACCGAUACCCUGCGAACCAUAUGCCUUGCCGGGCUCUCCUAACUCUGACCCUCUGAGGGGUCCGAUUUUCAUCCCUCUCGCCGCUCAAGAACUCCCCAGCGAGCUAUUGGAUCCAGCUGGAGCUUCAUCACUGCUGAACUUCAAACGAUAUAUCCUGCAUCGCUUUGGUUUCAUUCCGCACAGAGAUCUGUCUAUCGCUAAUGCGAAGAGGAAAGGCAGCGUCGCUAAGAACUUGGAAACUUUCGUGCAUUGUACGGGGGGCAUGUUCAUCGUGCCCGGGGAGGACAAUCUCGAAGAACCCUAUGACACGGGUCUGCGCGACCAUGAGACGCAAGCGAAUGUCAAGACCGGCUUCCUCUGGAGCUACAACUUUAUGAUCACGAAGCGUUGGAAGAACACAGCGUCAAUCGAUGAGAACUUCAUGAGGACGUGUUUAGCCGACAUGAGGAGCUUCUGCAAAAACACCGACGGUCGACUUGUAGCCAUGUACGAAGAGUGGAUCUCAAGGGAAGAAAACCGAUCGAAGUCGUCAGAGUCAGAUCAGCCUGUAGAUACGAUUGCCGAAGAAACGGGUAUCAUUGCCGAAGAGCCAUCCGCCGUUGGAUGAGUUCGCUGGCGGAAGCUUGUAAAUCGAGU